AUGAGCAAAAGGUAUGCUUCCUUGUUCCCAUCAUACAAGUGCAAGGGAGAUCACAUUUGGAUUGACUCCAGUAUUGGGGUCCCAAUUGGAGCUUGCGUGAAGAUUUCUGAAAAUGGACACUAUUAUCUGCUCGAUGAUGAUGGGGAGGACCACUGUGUCUCAGAGGGGGAGAGCGCCAGUCUUAGGCCAAUGCACCCCACUUCAGUGGAGGGUGUGGAUAACAUGAUUAGACUGGGGGACCUCAGUGAAGCCGGCUUGCUCAGAAAUCUGCUGGUGCGCCACAGACAGGGCAUUAUCUAUACUUAUAUUGGCUCUGUACUGGUGGCAGUGAAUCCGUAUCAGAUGUUGCCCAUCUACACAGCAGACCAGGUUCACCUUUAUCAUGGGCGUAAACUGGGCGAGAUGCCACCGCACAUUUUUGCCAUUGCUGACAGUUGUUACUUCAACAUGUGCCGCAAUAAGCGCAACCAGUGCUGCAUUAUUAGUGGAGAAUCAGGUGCAGGAAAGACAGAGAGCACUAAACUCAUCCUGCAGUUCUUGGCCGCUGUGAGCGGACAACACUCCUGGAUAGAGCAGCAGAUUAUACAGGCCAACCCUGUCCUGGAGGCCUUUGGGAAUGCCAAAACCAUACGGAAUGAUAACUCCAGUCGCUUUGGGAAAUAUGUGGAGAUCUUCUUUAAUAAAGAUGGUGUUAUAGAGGGAGCUCACAUGGAGCAGUACCUGCUGGAAAAGUCUCGUGUCUGUCAUCAGGCACCUCAUGAAAGGAACUAUCACAUUUUCUAUUGCCUGUUAUCUGGGAUGCCAGAAGAACAAAAGAAAAUUCUGUCUUUUGCUGAUGCAUCUCAGUUCAAGUAUCUGACAGAGGGUGAUUGUUUGCAUUGUGAUGGUCGGGAAGAUGCUGAUGAGUUCCAACGGAUCCGUGCUGCUCUAAAGAUCCUCGCCUUCUCAGAUAAGGACUGCUGGGAAAUCUUCAAAUUACUCGCUGCCAUCCUGCACAUGGGCAAUACUGACUUUCAAGGCACUAUAAUGAAUAAUAUGGACAGUUGUAACGUCCUGUCAUCUGAUCAUUUUUCCAUCACCGCCAAUUUGUUGGAGGUGGAUAAGGCCGAUCUUGAUAAUAGUCUUACCCAUCGCUCCUUUAUGACAAACAGAGAGAAAGUCACUAAACCUCUCAGUUCAGAGCAGGCCACAGACUCCAGAGAUGCUUUUGCCAAGGCCAUGUAUGGAAGGUUAUUUUUGUGGGUAUUUUCGAAAGUGAACAGCGCUAUUCACAAGCCCCAGAUAGAUGAUUCCUCUUACAUACGCAAGUCCAUUGGUCUGCUAGACAUUUUUGGCUUUGAGAAUUUCAAUAAGAACAGUUUUGAGCAGCUGUGCAUUAAUUAUGCCAACGAGCAGCUGCAGCAGUUCUUUGUGAGGCACAUCUUUAAACUGGAGCAGGACGAGUACAGUAAAGAAGGGAUUUUGUGGAAGCGCAUUGCCUUCGCUGACAACCAGAAAACCCUGGACCUGCUGGCUGUUAAACCUCUCAACAUACUGGCUCUGAUUGAUGAGGAAAGCCACUUCCCUAAGGGUACCGAUGCAACUAUGUUAAACAAAAUGAACCAAGAACACAAUGGGAACACCCUUUAUAUCCCAUCCAAGAACAACCACAGCAUGAAUUUUGGGGUUCAGCACUUUGCUGGAGAGGUUUAUUAUGAUUGCAAAGGUUUUCUGGAGAAGAACAGAGAUGCCCUGAGCAUGGACAUCAUGGAUCUGAUUCGGAAAUCUUCUAACAAGUUGCUCAGACAGAUCUUUGAGACUGAGCAGAAUAAAAACAACACCAAGCCAUCUAAAAAGAUGAACCAAAUCAUCAUAACACCAAAGAGCUCAUUACGGCAAGUAAAUGAUUCAAGGAGGCAGAUAUCGACCCUGAGUGUUCAGUUCCGUCAAUCUCUGGAUACUCUGAUGAAGUCUCUAUCUCUCUGCCAGCCCUUUUUCGUACGCUGUUUCAAACCAAAUGACAAAAAAAUGUCCAAGGCUUUUGAUAGGGAACUCUGCAUGCAGCAACUUCGCUAUUCUGGGAUGAUGGAGACCAUUAGAAUACGCAAGUUAGGAUAUCCCAUCCGCCACAGCUUUAAAGAGUUUCUGCACCGCUAUCGUGUGUUGCUGAAGACCGUAGACUGUGACCCAAACACUGAAUCUGCUGCCAAGUGCUGUGAAGCCAUCUGCAGGGCUGUAAUCAAAGACGAAGAUGACUGGAAGAUUGGCAAAACCAAGAUCUUUUUAAGGGAUUUUCACGACUCCUUCCUAGAAUUGGAGAGAGAGCAAGAGCUUUACAAAAAGGCACUUAUCAUUCAGAGAGUGAUGCUCGCCCAUAAAGACAGAGAGAGAUUUGUGAAGAAGAAGAGGGCAGCUCUGGUUUUUCAGAAGUGUUGGCGUGGCCACAGAGACCGGACAGAGUUUUUGAAACUCAAGCAAGGAUUUGCUCGGCUACAGGCGAAAGUGCGCAGUCGCCAACUUCAUAUGCAGUAUAAAAGCAGAUGUGCUGCAGCCAUCACUCUGCAGACACAGACACGCGGGUAUCUAGCAAGAAAAGACCUGAAAUGUAAAAGAGAUGCAGUGAUACUAUUGCAGGCACAGACCAGAGGACUGCUGGCCAGGAAAACUGUCACAAAAAUGAAAAUGGAUGCCUUCUUGACUGCCCAGGAAAAAGAGGCUCAGGAAUUGGCUGCAUUGGAGCUCCAGCAACGCCUAGAGGAAGUGCUCAGGCACAACGAGGAGGCUGCCAAAUCUCAGAUUGAGGAUGAUGACGAAAUACUGGAGAAUAUCUUUGGCUUCCUACCCAGUGCCGUUGGAGGACAAGAGGGCCAGGCACCUGAGGGCUUUGAGGAUCUUGAGACAGAACCAGUGAAAUUGGAAGAGGUUGAACUGAUAGAAAAUCCUGUGAGGGAAUCCAUUUCAACCAUUCCUGUGAUACCAUUUCAACUGGACACCAGCGAAGAGGAUCAAAAGGAGGAGGAAACUGAUGAGUUCAAAUUCUCUAUAUUUGCAUCUUUGAACUUCCAAGGAUCUUCUAACCACUCACACAUCGGACAGAGAUUACGUCAACCCUUGCUAUAUCAUGAGGAUGAGGGAGAUGCCCUUGCCUGUUUGACAGUGUGGUGGAUAAUACUAAGAUUUAUGGGAGAUCUUCCGGAGCCGAAGCAAGAACGUAUGUCUGCUAUAUCUGACCCCAUCCAGAGGAACCUUGGUCAGAGACAAGCACGAAGACUCAGUAACCUUGUUGGAUUAGAUCAGAAAAUUUUGAGAAAAAAAAAUAAGCAACAGAAAGGAACUGGGACUAGGAGGAGAAAACACUCAACCAUACCAGAAGAAGAGGCAGAAGAAGAACCAACACCUAAAAUGCAGACUGUUGAGGAAGAAGAGGAUGUGCUGUUUGGAGAAGGACCAACUUUUGAUCGCCCAAUGACACCCUUGGAGAAAUUACACAUUAUUGUGGGAUAUGCCAUUGUUCGACAAGAUAUAAGAGAUGAAAUCUACUGUCAGAUCUGUAAGCAGUUAACUGACAAUAGGAGCCAGAAAAGUAUUAACAGAGGCUGGGUCCUUCUGUCCAUCUGUCUGGGUAUUUUUCCCCCUACUGAGAGACUCACUAUGUAUUUGCAGAGUUUUAUACGGCACGGGCCAAUUGAAUAUUCCUCCUACUGUGCAGAGAGAUUGCGGAGGACUUUAACCAAUGGAGAAAGAAAUGAACCACCAUGCUGGAUUGAACUACAGGCUGUGGAGACCAAGAACCCUGUGGCAGUGGCUGUGGGUCUGAUGGAUGGCAGAAGCAUCAGCCUCUCUGUGGACUCAGCCAGUACUUCUGCAGAGGUGUGCAAUACAAUCAUCCAGAAAAUAAACCUGCAGGAUACCUACGGCUUUUCACUAUAUGCUGCAAUGAAUGAGAAGAUGUGGUCUCUUGGCAGUGGCAGUCAGCACGUUUUGGAUGCUGUGUCUAUGUGCGAGCAGGAAGAGAAGAGGCAGGGGAGAGAGGAACAGCAUGCUCCUUGGCGCCUCUACUUCCGCAAAGAGAUCUUCAGUCCAUGGCAUAACAGUUCAGAUGACCUCAUCAGCACAGACCUCAUCUACAGACAGAUCAUCCAUGGGCUCAAACAUGGAGACUAUCAAUCUGAUAAGGAGGAUGAUUAUGUGCAGCUUGCAGCCAAACAUUACUAUAUACAGCAUGGCUCCGACAACAGUUUGGAAACGGCACAGAAAAUUGUUUAUGAGUGUAUGAACUUAAGUCUAAUUGAGAACAAGUCUUUGGCGAAACUGGUACAACUGGUCAACUCGGCGCACACACAGGGUCCUUACAUAAACACGACUAUGCCUACUGACAAUGUGAAGGCUGAGGUUGUCCAAUAUGCACGCAACAACUGGCCAAUCUAUUUCUCCAAGUUAUUUGAGGCUUCCGUGAUUUCAGGUCUGCCAUUGCCUCAAGACCAGUUUGUGGUAGUCGUGAACUGGAAUGGGGUCUCCUUCCAGGAUGGGAAAGAACCUGCAUUUCUGCACCUUUCAUACCCAGAAGUGUCAAAAAUCGAAAUGCAUAGUGAGGACAAGUCUGUUGGAAUUGUGAGUUUGACGACUCCAAGGGGGGAGUAUGAGCUGAGGAUUGUGAAGGCAAAGGAGUUGGUGGAGCUGGUCAACAUGUUCCUCUCAGGGCUUAAGGAGAGAUCUGUGUACGCUGUGGCAAUGCAGGACCAAGGCAAACAAGAGGACCCCACAUUCCUGAGCUUCAGAAAGCGUGAUGUGCUGUAUAUGAUUAAGGAUGGAGAAUAUUCUCCUGAAGGAGGCUGGAUCAAAGCAAGGAAUGAGAGGACAGUUCAAACCGGUGCUGUUUCCUUAGAUGCUAUUCAGAUUCUUCCAAUCCUGACUAAGCCCACUGAAGAAACACUGAAUUUGCUUAAUCUGAACCCAGCAAGGAGAAAGUCAUUGAUGCCGGUUUUACCGCAAAAGGAGGACUUCUCGGAGAGAGUAGCAAUCAUAACACUCAAGGAGUUCUCUUUUGAUUAUUUCAGGCCGUCAGGUAAAAGCAAAGGAGGGGCCAAAGAGAAACUGUGGGCCAUCAGCAAAGAGCCUCUCAAACAGCCACUGCUCAAGGAUCUCCAGGGCAACUCAGAGCUUUGCCACCUUGCUUGUGACUCCUUUACAGCUAUCCUUAAAUAUAUGGGAGAUUAUCCAGUCAAGCAUGUGCGUACACCUAUAGAGCUAACAGACCAUAUAUUUGGCCCAGCAACAGAGCACUUCCAACUAAGAGAUGAGAUCUACUGUCAAAUAAUGAAGCAGUUGACCAACAACAACAAUGGGUUGAGUAUGGAGAGGGGUUGGCAGCUGCUGUGGCUGUGCUGUGGUCUCUUCCCUCCAGGUCAAUCGUUACUGAGGCAUGUUCAGCAUUUUCUGGAGUCCCGACCCAGAGAGCCACUGGCAUCUGCGUGCCUGCAAAGAAUGCAGGCUAUGCUCAGUAUUGAGAGCCGGAAGUUACCUCCUCACCAGGUGGAAGUAGAUGCCAUUCAGAACAACAGCUCUCAGAUUUUCCACAAGGUUCACUUUCCCAACGAUUCAGCUGAAAUAUUUGAAGUGACCACCACCACAAGGAUCAGAGAUUUAUGUCGCAUGAUUGCCAAAGAUCUCCUCCUCUCCUCAGCAGAUGGAUACAGCCUAUUUGUGAAAACACCCAACAAGGUAGUAAGUAUGAAUUCUGAAGAGUACUUUUUUGACAACCUGAGGCAACUCACAGAUGUUGUCAAAAAAGGAAAGAAAGUCAAAGAGGGUACUCCAACUAUUGUGCCCUACCUGGCACUCUUCAUGCGGAAGCUCUGGUUUAAUGUAAUCCCUGGGAAAGACCUAACUGCUGACAUGACCUUUCACUUUCCCCAGGAGCUACCAAAGUAUUUAAGGGGGUACCACAUUGUCUCUAAAGAUGACAUGAUCACCCUUGCGGGGCUGCUGUUCCGUACUCGGGUAGACUCGGAUAAGUCUCAGUUUAUCAUGAUCCCUAAGAUGCUGAAAGAUCUGGUACCUUCUGAUCAGCAUAGGAUCAUGUCUGCUGAGGACUGGAAAAAGCACAUCAUAAAUGCAUACAACAAGCAGGCAGGUACAACAGUCGACGAAGCCAAACUCCAGUUCCUGAAGGUGAUCUCACAAUGGCCCACCUUUGGAUGUGCUUUCUUUGAAGUAAAGCAAACAUCAGAGAAGCGUUACCCCAGUAUUAUUCUGAUUUCUAUCAGCAAGCAAGGAGUUAACCUCAUCGACCCCAAAACAAAGGAAGUGCUUAUCAUGCUUCCAUUCAGUAAGAUCACUUCCUGGUCUAGUGGAAAUACAUAUUUUCACAUGUCCAUUGGCAACCUAGUGCAGGGAAACACUCUACUCUGUGAAACCUCACUGGGUUUUAAAAUUAGCGAUCUCCUGUCCUCAUACAAGGACAUGUACCUGAAUGAGAGGAAAAUGGUACGCCCCAGAAAUCAGUUGUUCACUUAAAUGUGCCAUAUCAGCAGCCUGUCAUGUAGCGUAAAUAUUUUUGGUUUAUUUCAAGCAUUGUUUUUACAGUCUUCUAGUAUCUUUGGAUAAUAAUUCUGAUAUGAAUUUUGGCUGAGACUUUAAUUUUGGUUAAUAGUUUGAGCUUUGUACUGCAUAACAUAAUUAAGAAUGAAUAAUUAAUACCUGUUUUUCAAUAAAAGUUUGAAAGGCAACACUUUUUAACAUAACAACCUCUUGCAGAGUUUCAUCAAUAAAUCAAUUAUGUUUUUGCUCCUUUCAAUUCUUCU
This is a messenger RNA of Xyrauchen texanus (razorback sucker), 6782 nucleotides long. Its product is annotated as unconventional myosin-VIIb-like. The record is from RefSeq and is a predicted model, not a curated record. Bases 1 to 6495 code for a protein of 2164 amino acids. Lineage: Eukaryota; Metazoa; Chordata; Actinopteri; Cypriniformes; Catostomidae. Gene Ontology annotation, molecular function: ATP binding; cytoskeletal motor activity; protein binding. The transcript has 47 exons. Gene Ontology annotation, cellular component: cytoskeleton; myosin complex.